This is a messenger RNA of Spea bombifrons (plains spadefoot toad), 4002 nucleotides long. It is a transcript of the gene INTS3, whose product is annotated as integrator complex subunit 3. Lineage: Eukaryota; Metazoa; Chordata; Amphibia; Anura; Pelobatidae. The transcript has 30 exons. Gene Ontology annotation, cellular component: cytoplasm. Bases 546 to 3599 code for a protein of 1017 amino acids. The record is from RefSeq and is a predicted model, not a curated record.
UCCUGUGUGUGCUAGCUGCGGGCUGAGCUUCCCGGUACUUAAGGGCCCAGCAACCCCAUGCACCCCAUUAUUAGCCUCUAGUUACCUCACGAUUCUCGUCACCAUGCAGUAGGACCCCCAGCUGCCCCUAAGAGGCCCACACCGAGGCAUUUAACCUCAGUACCCCAAAAUACCCCUUUCCUCCGGUGACCCUGUCCCCAAUCACCAUGGUAUAGUUACCCCAACGCUCACCCGCCCUAUAAUAAUUAUCUCAGGGACCCCCAACUUCCCCAGCCUGUUACCCCCUCACCCCUGCCCAUCCCAAUAUACUACUGUUAUACUACUAACAGCCCCAGGGCCAAGUCAUACACAGGGGCCCUUUAGGGCUUGGGGCAUUUAUAUAAUUUUGGGGCAAGUGCCCUAUUUAUGAUUUAUAGUUUGCGUUGUUUCCCUAAACUGCCCCAUAUCAUAGUAAAUAUUUCUGGGGACCCCCGGGAGCUCAGCGGCCAGCCAUCUGUCCCAGUCCCCCUUCCUGACGCGUUUCACUCGCCGACGCACCCGCCGACAUGGAGCCGAAAUCCAAAGGGAGGCUGCUGGUGUCCACCAGUCUGGAUGCCAAGGACGAGCUGGAAGAGAAGCUGGAGCGCUGCAUGAGUUUGGUGACCUCAAUGACUACCGGCAUGUCAGAGCGGGAGGCAAACGACGCACUCAAUGCUUACGUUUGUAAAGGGCCGUCUCAGCAUGAAGAAGUGUGCCUUGGCCUCUUCACGUUGGUCUUGACUGAACCUGCACAGGCGCAAAAGUGUUACCGCGAUCUGGGCCUCGUUAGCAGAGACGGCAUGAACAUCGUGUUAAACAAGAUCAACCAGCUGCUCAUGGAGAAAUACCUGAAACUACUGGACGUGUGCCGGACACAGCUGGUUUGGCUGGUGCGGGAGCUGGUGAAGAGCGCGGUGUUGGGAGCAGAUGGCGUGUGUAUGACCUUUAUGAAGCAGAUUGCAGGUGGCGAUAUAUCGGCUAAGAACCUAUGGCUGGCGGAGAGCGUGCUGGAAAUACUGACGGAGCAGAGGGAGUGGGUAAUGAAGAGCGGUAUCCUGAUUGCCAUGUCUGUGUACACCUACCUACGGCUGAUUGUGGACCACCACGGGACCCCCCAGCUCCUGACCCUGAGGCAGAAAGAAGUGGAUUUCUGUGUCAUGCUGCUGAGAGAACGGUUCAUGGACUGCUUUAUGAUUGGCCGGGACCUGGUCCGCCUCCUGCAGAACGUCGCUCGCAUCCCGGAGUUCGAUCUGCUUUGGAAGGAUAUGCUGCACAAUCCGCAGGUCCUAAGCCCGCAGUUUACAGGAAUCCUGCAGCUCUUACAAUCUCGCACCUCACGCAAGUUCUUGGCGUGCCGCUUAACCCCAGACAUGGAAACCAAGCUUCUGUUCAUGACGUCGAGGGUGCGCUUCGGGCAGCAGAAGAGAUAUCAGGACUGGUUUCAGCGGCAGUAUCUGUCCACGCCUGACAGUCAGUCCCUGCGCUGUGACCUCAUCCGUUACAUCUGCGGGGUGGUGCACCCAUCCAACGAGGUGCUGAGUUCUGACAUCCUGCCUCGGUGGGCCAUCAUCGGCUGGCUGCUGACCACCUGCACGUCCAAUGUCGCCGCGUCCAACGCCAAGCUGGCUCUGUUUUACGAUUGGCUCUUCUUCAGUCCGGAGAAAGACAGUAUCAUGAACAUCGAGCCGGCCAUCCUGGUGAUGCACCACUCGAUGAAACCGCAUCCCGCCAUCACCGCCACCCUGCUGGAUUUCAUGUGCCGGAUAAUCCCCAACUUUUAUCCGGCGCUGGAGGGACACGUCAGACAGGGGGUGUUCUGCUCGCUCACCCACAUCAUGGAGAAAAGAGUCCUGGCGCACCUGGCCCCUCUGUUUCACAAUCCAAAACUGGACAAGGAACUGCGGUCGAUGCUCCGAGAGAAGUUCCCCGAGUUCUGCAGCCUCCCAUCUCCUGCCUCAGAAAUAAAGGCAGAGGAGCCGGUCUCUAUGGAGAUGGAAAACAACAUGGCGGACAAGGAUGACGGCUGCUACGAUAACUCCGAGGCUGCGUUCAGCGAUGACGAUGAGGAGGUGAACAGCAAAGGUGCCGAUAAAGGGAAGAAGAGGGAAUUCCGCUUCCACCCGAUCAAGGAGCCCAUCAUAGAAGAGCCGGUGGACAUCACGCCUUAUCUGGACCAGCUGGACGAGCCGCUGAAAGAGAAAGUCCUCUCCCUGCAGAAGGAAAGCGACAUGGAGGCGCAGUGCGAGGUGAUGCAGGAUAUAGUGGAGCAGAUUCUGGAGGAUGACUUUGACUCGGAGCAGUUGUCGGUCCUCGCUUCCUGCCUUCAGGAGUUAUUUAAGGCUCACUUCAGAGGAGAGGUCCUUCCGGAGGAGAUUACGGAGGAGUCGUUAGAAGAGUCGGUUGGGAAGCCCCUCUACCUGAUAUUUAGGAACCUGAUCCAGAUGCAGGAGGACAGCAGCGGCUUCUCUCUGCUCCUCGACCUGCUGUCUGAGCUGUACCAGAAACAGCCCAAAAUCGGCUACCACCUGCUGUACUACCUGAAGGCCAGUAAGGCAGCGUCGGGUAAGAUGAGUCUUUACGAGUCCUUUGCUCAGGCCACGCAGCUCGGAGACCUACACACGUGUCUGAUGAUGGAUAUGAAGGCCUGCCAGGAAGACGACGUGCGGUUACUGUGUUACCUGACGCCCUCCAUAUACAGCGAGUUUCCGGAUGAGACGUUACGGAGCGGAGAGCUGCUCAAUAUGAUCGUGGCGGUUAUUGAUUCUGCACAGCUGCAGGAGCUCGUGUGCCAUGUCAUGAUGGGCAACCUGGUGAUGUUCCGGAAAGACUCUGUUUUAAACAUUCUCAUUCAGAGUCUGGAUUGGGAGACGUUCGAGCAGUACUGUACUUGGCAGCUCUUCCUGGCCCACAACAUCCCGCUGGAGACCAUCAUUCCCAUCCUGCAACACCUUAAAUACAAAGAGCACCCGGAGGCGCUGUCCUGUCUCCUUUUACAGCUCCGACGAGAGAAACCCACCGAGGAGAUGGUGAAGAUGGUUUUGAGCCGGCCCUGCCACCCGGAUGAUCAGUUUACUACGAGUAUCCUGCGGCACUGGUGCCUGAAACACGACGACAGCCUGGCCGAGAACAUCAAGUCUUUGCUCAUCAAGAAUAACAGUCUGCCCCGGAAACGCCAAAGCCUCCGGAGCUCCAGCAGCAAACUGGCCCAGCUGACUCUGGAGCAGAUUCUGGAACAUCUGGAUAACCUGCGACUGAACCUGUCCAACACCAAACAGAACUUUUUCAGCCAGACGCCCAUCCUGCAGGCUCUUCAGCACGUCCAGGCGAGCUGCGACGAGGCGCACAAGAUGAAGUUCAGUGACCUCUUCUCCUUGGCAGAGGAAUACGAGGACUCGACAAAGCCCCCCAAGAGCCGGCGGAAAGGCCCGAUGAGCCCACGGAGCAGGAAGAAUGCAGCCCAGCCCCCCAACACGGAGGAAGAGUCGGGGUCCAGCAGCGCGUCGGAGGAAGAGGACACAAAGCCGAAGCCCACCAAGCGGAAACGGAAGGGGUCGGCGGCCGUGGGAUCGGACAGCGACUGACAGCCGGCGACGCAGGACUGCUGACAGUAGGUCAAUGGCACGGGGCCCCGCGAAUACGUGGAUUGUGUGCCGAGGGCCCCCACCGUGAGAUACGUGGCACGCGCUGGUGGCCGCUGGCUGUCGCACCCCGUGGCAGUGCUUUUUAUACGGAUCUUAUGUGCCCCCCAUGCCACUCGGACGUGCCUUGUGGGGGGCGCGAGAGACACAGGACUUCGCACGGACUCAAAGUCUCCUAUUUUCUUACUGAAGUGUAAAUAAAAUGCGAGCGGCGUGGGCCGGCGGGGGCCGCCACGUGCCGCUGACAAUUAAAUGGUCUUUUUAAUAAAAAACAAACAAAAAAAACCCCGGAAAUCUGAACAGAAAACAAAAGUAUUUUAAACAAUAAAAUGUUUUCUCGUCCCGA